Molecule: messenger RNA, 2898 nt
Organism: Carassius gibelio (silver crucian carp)
Lineage: Eukaryota; Metazoa; Chordata; Actinopteri; Cypriniformes; Cyprinidae
Product: SUN domain-containing protein 2-like
Exons: 18
Coding region: 293-2014 (573 amino acids)
Biological process (GO): nuclear envelope organization
Cellular component (GO): nuclear envelope; meiotic nuclear membrane microtubule tethering complex
Molecular function (GO): protein-membrane adaptor activity
Source: RefSeq, a predicted model, not a curated record
ACUGCCUACAUCAUCUUUCUAUAAACAACCCCAAAGAAACGACGACGAGAGGUGGAGCUGCUGACAACUGUCAAAAGACCAAAGAGCCGAGCCCUUCCGUCCUCAAAGCAUCUUGUCGUAGCGCGUUAGAAUCCGUUAUAAGCCACGUGAUUGAAGUGAGUAUCUCGUAUCUCGUGAGUUUAACGACGUCUCUGUCGCUAUUCCGUUAUUGCGGAGCCGUUUCGGAUGAGCGGUUCGCACUUUAGCAGGUUUUGACAGACUGCAAGUCUUCCUGGAGACCCACGGAGAAGAGAUGUCGAGGAGAAGCACGAGGUUAGUGACCAAAGAGCCGUCCAUCCCUGAUGAUGACGCUGCCAGCACGAGCUCCACCGGAUCCACUAGCCUCAUCUCUUACAAAGAGAGCCCAAACAGGAUCUUCAAGAAGAGGAGUGGUCGCAAGAGCACAGGAAAUGUUUCACGCAAUUCAAGUCGCGCGAGCAGUGUGAGUCAAAUACUGACUGGACAGCACACUGAGAACGAGAAGGGCAUGUCCCUUGCUACUCAGGGAUUCUCCUCUGGGUAUUCCUCUGCUGAGGAGCAUUAUGAACAAUCCAUAAAAUCAAACCCUAGUUCUGCCCAGUCUGUAUCUGAACCACCGUUCGUCAUUUGGGACGUGUUUCAUUCUCCAGCUCAGGCUCUGGUCAUGUUCUACUGGUGGCUGGGAAGUUCAUGGUACAGCCUGACCUCUCGACUGUCUCUGAUCAAUGUGUUUCUGCUCAGCAGAUGCACAUCAGAUAUGAGAAAGACCGCUGUUCUGCUCCUCCUUCUCAUCUUUCUCAUUUUUGGAAUAUGGUACUGGUUCCCGUUUGCUUCUCGUUCUCCUCCUCGUGAAGUUGUUACAAAGACUCCGUCUGUUAAACACACAGAUAGACCUGUGAAAGAAACUUUUGAUCAUCUCCAACAUGCGAGCUUGUCUAACUUGAAGGAAGAGAUCGUCAGCUUGCAUGAAAGAGAGGCGAGCCUGAUGAAAGACAUCGAACUGCUGAAGAUGGAGAGCAUGAGACAGAAGGUCAAAUCUGAGAUGAUUCAAACUGAUCUGAAGUCUAUGAAUGAUCAGAUGAGGAAGUCAGAGUCUGAACACGAGCAGCAGGUUUCUGAUCUGAAGUCCAGCAUCUCAAACCUGCAGUCGACCCAAGACCUCCUCAAGGAAAGAGUUGAUGCACAAGACUCUCUCAACACUAACCUGAGAGCAGAGCUAUCCGAUUGGCUGAUAAAACUCCUGAAAGAUCCAGGCUCAUUGGAAUCGACCAUCGUGCUCCGUCCUGAGCUGCAGAGGGCGCUGGAGGAUGUGGAGAAACGGAUACUGGACAGACUAGUGCAGGAGAAAGAGAGCAGGAGAGACGCCUGGAGGACCGUGGGAGAGACGCUGCAACAGGAAGGAGCCGGAGCUGUCACUAUACAAGAUGUGAAAGAAAUGGUCCACAGGGCAAUUAGUCUGUACAGGGCAGAUGGGAUUGGAUUGGCCGACUAUGCCUUGGAAUCUUCUGGUGCCAGUGUGCUCAACACCCGGUGCUCAGAGACGUAUAAGACCAGAUCUGCGUGUCUGAGUUUAUUCGGCAUUCCUCUGUGGUAUCAUUCAGAAAGCCCUCGGGUUGUUAUACAGCCCGAGCUGUAUCCCGGGAAGUGCUGGGCAUUCCGAGGCUCCCAGGGUUUCCUGGUAAUCGCGCUGUCUUACCCAGUAAGAAUCACUCAUGUGACACUCGAACACCUUCCCAAAGAGCUCUCACCGACGGCCCGCAUUGACAGCGCCCCCAAGGAUUUUGCUGUCUAUGGUAUGUCUGAUGAGACUGAAGAUGGAAAGCUGCUUGGGACAUUCAUGUAUGACCAGGAUGGAGAGCCCAUUCAGACUUUCAAGCUUGCGGAAGCGUCAGAGAUCUAUAGCAUGACAGAGCUGAGGAUCUUGAGUAACUGGGGUCACCUGGAGUACACCUGUGUGUAUCGCUUCAGAGUUCACGGAGAACCUUCAUUCGUCUGACAGGAAGAAGAUCUGAAAUCAUUCUUCAGCUUUGAUUUACUCUAUGCAAAAAAAAAAAAAAAAUGUAAAGCUCAAAUGCACUGGACUCAUCUACAGAUACCAAAAAACACACAUAAACGUUCGACUGAUAUCAGAAUUGAUAUCCGAUUUUUUACACUCUCAAAAAAUAUUCCACUUUUGCAUUCCUCAAACAUUGAUUUUCAAGUGCUGAUAGGAACGUUUUGAUGAAAAGGUGUACAUUUUUAGUUGUUUAUACAGUUUUGAAUUAAAUUUUUGGAUUUUUUUUUUUCAUAUGAAGGACAGGCUUAUAUUGAUGUCAUGCUUAGCUGGAAUUAACAUAACACAGCAUUUGUGUUGUAUUUGUUUAUCCUCAGUAUGUGUUUUGCAACGAAACGUGUUUAUUCACGUCAUCAUUGAACCAUAUACCUCUUAAGAAGCUUCUAAUAUUAUAUUGUUUAGGUAUGUCCUUGUUAGGUAUGAGCAGCAGCUCUGAUUGUACUCUGAGAUGUUAUUAUUUUCCGCCCCAGCUCAUGAGUAUAAAUGGGUACUAGAUGGUGUACGUCUCCUCUGCGGGACGGGGGAGGGCUGGAGUCAAACUCAGGUUUUGGGUUUUCAAACCAAAGUGCUCUUGAAUGUCCCAGAUUAUAUACAGUAGUUCUGUUGUCCUCUAUUUGUAUAUGUAUAUAUGUGCUCGAUGCAGUUUUUCAAAUGCACACUUAAAAGGUAUAAAUAUUUUCAUUGUCUUAUUUGAUUUAUUUUGGCAUCCUUUCUUGUCAAGCUUUGUAGAGCUUCAAUGUUAAUUUGGCAAGUUUACAAGAAGUUUCUGUCACAUGAUUGAUAUUGUUUUGUAAGAAAUAAUAAAAUAAAUUUGAAAUGGUACAUAA